ACAGCGUGCUUGGCUAUGAGUCAACCUUUGUAUGUGCGAAUGGUAAAGUUGCUGGGAGGGGCUGAGAGGGUGCAGAAGUACACAGAGGGAGAAACAGAUAGGGAAGGCUAACCAGGUUGUCAGAUGGACACAGCAACACCUUGAGGCUCCUGUUGUCCCUCUCUGUUUGUUUCUCUGUGUUUGUUCACCUGCUAUGGAUCUACUGCAAACUGGGAGGGAAUUAAUUAUGAUCAUACUUGCAGCUGACUGAUACCUGCUUAUUGCCUUUAAAGUGGAUUUUCAAGACAAGGUGGACUCCUUCAGUAUGCUGAACCAUCCUCCCUGUCCCACAUACCGUUUGGUUUCCCUUCUGUCUUUGAUGUUUCUUUGGAACCAGGCAAUCUGCUCUCCUGGGGAAGGAAGGAGCAUCUGGCAGCGACCUAAAUCGAACCCCAUUAUUAAAGAGCAGCUUUUUCUUGAGGAGACGUUCCCCCAAGAUUUCCUGUGGGGCUCUGGAACAUCGGCCUUCCAAACUGAAGGAGCCUGGAACCAGGAUGGGAAAGGCGUCUCUAUUUGGGACUAUUUCACUCACUCCUCUGACAGUGAGACAGCAGAUGUGGCAAGUGACAGCUACAACUACUGGGAAGAAGACGUGGCAGCACUUGGAUACCUAGGUGUAAGAUCAUACUCAUUCUCCCUCUCCUGGCCCAGACUUUUCCCUGAUGGUAACGCCGCUGGAGAGCCAAAUGCAGCUGCUGUGGACCACUAUAGCCGCCUCAUGGAGAGGCUCCUGGAGAAGAAAGUCGAACCUAUUGUAACUCUCUAUCACUGGGACCUGCCGCAGGUGUUCCAGGAUCAAUAUGGAGGAUGGAAAAACGACACGUUAGUUGAACAUUUUAAGGAAUACGCAGAGUUUUGUUUCAAAACAUUUGGGAAACAUGUCAAAUAUUGGCUUACAAUCCACAACCCCUACUUAGUGGCUGUGCAGGGAUACGGGACAGGCCUGCAUGCUCCUGGAGAAAAAGGGGGGAUCUCUAGCGCUCUAACAGUAGCCCACAACCUGAUCAGGGCACACGCCAAAGCAUGGCAGACCUACAACACUCACUUCCGCCAAGCUCAGAACGGUAAAGUAUCCAUUGUUUUAGGUUCCCAUUGGGUUGAACCUCACAGGGGCCAGUACACAGCUACCAACGCUGCACUAUGUCAGCAGUCCAUGGAGGCCGUUCUUGGAUGGUUCGCCAAGCCCAUCUUUGGUGAUGGGGACUAUCCAGUCUCCCUGAAAACAAAACAUGCAGCCCUAAUGCCUAUAUUCACCCCAGAGGAGAAGCUGUGGGUGCAGAAAACAGCAGACUUUUUUGCUCUGUCGUUUGGGCCAAACAAUAUCCGUCUAGGCCAAAGCGUGAUACGCUAUGGGCAAAGCAUCACUGCAGACCUGAGACGCCUGCUGAGCUGGAUAACACUGGAAUAUGGAAACCUGAAGGUGCUUGUCGCGGAGGGAGGCUGGUUCUCCAACGCCAGUGUCGGAAGAGAAGAUACACUUGCCAUCUAUUCGAUGAAAAACUUUAUUCACCAAGUACUACAGGCUAUCAAGUUUGAUGGUGUACAGGUGUUUGGCUACUUAGCCUGGUCAUUGGUGGAUGGAUUUGAGUGGAAUUAUGGCUAUGGUGUAAGAAGAGGUCUUUUCUACAUUGACUUUAAACAGCGAAACAGAACAAGGGUCCCAAAGACAACAGCUCAAUACUUCAAGCAAAUUGUUGCAAGCAAUGGUUUUCCAAAUGAUGAAACCUCUCUGGAUGUUAAGGGCCAAUUCCCAUGCAAAUUUCACUGGGGAAUUGCAGGCUCUACACUGCAGGUCCAGUUUCACCCUUUUUCCCCGCAGUUUUCUGACCCACAUGUAUAUACCUGGAACUUGACAGGAGACGGUUCGCUGCGUCCAGUUCCCGGGUUGAAGCUGAACACCAGGCCAGCCCAGUGCACAGAUUAUCUGGCUAUCCGCAACCAUCUUCGCCUGUUAGCAUCCACCGGGGCAUCUCAUUACAGCUUCGCUCUUAACUGGUCUCUGAUUUUACCCGAUGGAGGUCGCUCGAAUGUAAACACUGAAGCACUGAGGUACUAUCGCUGUGUGCUGACAGAGCUCAAGAGGCUAAACAUGGAAGCAAUGGUCAUCUUGUACUACCCGUCACACAGAGCUCCAAACCUGGGUUUGCCAGGGCCGCUGCAUGAUUCUGGGGGUUGGAUAAAUAACGCCACAAUAGAAGCAUUUCUAGAAUAUGCAGCACUUUGCUACCAGGAACUGGGUUCCUGGGUUCAAUAUUGGAUCACCAUAAAUGAGCCAAACAGACUUAUAGAUGUUUAUUCCAACGUCACACAGAGGCACCAAGCAGCUCAUAACUUGCUUCUAGCCCAUGCCAAAGCCUGGAGGUUACAUGAGAGGGAGUUUUCUGCUGAGCAGAAAGCGCUGGUGUCUCUCGCUCUACAUGCUGACUGGGCUAAGCCGGCUAACCCUUUCCUGGAGUCACAUACGGUGGCAGCAGAAAGAUUUCUUUUGUUUGAGAUUGGACGCUUCUUGGAUCCACUGCUCGGGACAAAAGAUGAAGAGACGAAGGGGAAAUACCCCCAUGAAAUGAAGGUAUACCUAGAAGAAAGAGCAAGGGUGUCUGGCCUUCCCGGAUCGCCUCUUCCUCAUUUUACUGAGAAUGAAAGACAUGAACUUAAGGGGGCAUUGAGUUUUAUUGCCCUGAAUCAUUUCACAACACGUUUAGUUGCUCCAAAUCCUCACACACAACAACCCCCCCAGAAGGAAUCAGCACCUGAUCAUGACUGUGUGAUUCUCUCAGACUCCACCUGGCCUACCUCCAGCAGAGGUCAGGCUCUGGUACCCUGGGGCUUAAGAAAGAUGCUGAAAUGGGUGAAUCAAAGGUAUGGUACAGCUUUGCCUGUCAUCGUCACAGCCAGUGGGAUUGAUGACCAAGCUUCUGUUGAGGAUAAACUCAGGCAGUAUUAUCUCCAGAACUAUGUCCACGAGGCCCUCAAAGCUUAUCAUCUUGAUGGUGUAAACUUGCAAGGCUUCUAUGUGUUGAGGCUUCAAGAUCGUCAUGACCCUGAGUUUGGUCUCUUCACUUCAACUCAUCACCAAUCCAAAGCCAAGAACUCUGUUGCUUUGUACAGAGAAAUCAUAGCUAACAGGGGUUCUCCUAACAAUAGCACAACCCAGACAUGCAGACCCACUGAGCAGCAGGAAAUAUGUCAGAUGUGUGAGUGGAUGUUCAACAACAAACCGAUGCUGGUUUUUUGGGGCUGCCUCCUUAUAACAUUUACCAUGCUAGCUGCAUUGGCCGUUUUUGUUGUCAUUAAUAAGAGAAAUCAAAGAUAUGACAGAGGGAAGAGGAAGAGGAGAGGGAACCAAAAGAGAAAAAAAAAAGCAACAGCAUAUGGUUUAUGUCCUGCUGUCAGGUACUAACAGUAGUAAGGACUGAAUUGUUAACAUGUGGAAGAAAAAAGGCAAAAUAAAAUGCAUGUUUCUCUCUUUAGUUUUCUUUCAGUGACAAAUGAGUUUACAGACAAUAUAUGUCACAAAAAUGUCAUAAUAAAUGGUCUUAAAAGGAGGUAAAACAACCCUCUCUUAACAUUUUGCAUUUAGUCAGUUUGAAUGAGGUAGCAGGACAAUGUUUUUUAUUUUUUUAUUUCAGUAAAAUGAAAAUAUAAAGUGUAUUUGCAGUAUAGCAAAAAAAUUAAUAAAUAAAUCAAACUGUUUGUAGAAGCACCUUCAAAUCCUAUUUUAGGUGCAGGUAUAAUAUCUAUGAAACUCUGGAAACUGAACUUUUUUUUUUUUUCUUUGGAAAACAUAGCUGAAUUUUGCCAGGCUGUAUGAAGAGCACUUGUCAGUAACCGUUUUGCAUGUUCUGCUACACAUACUCUGUUGGACUUGGUUUAUGACUGUGCUAAUGCAAUGCAUGAAUGUGCUACCCUAAACCAUUAAUGAACCUGUAGGCUGUGGUCUUUCUUCCAGGUGAAACUUUGCCCUGUUUCAAGUCUUUUGUAGCCUUUAAGAGGAUUCACUUCAGGAUUUCCUUGUAUUUAGGUUUAGGUUUAUCCAUCACCCACUUAAACCCGCUCAGCUUUUCUGCCCCUGCUGAAGGGAGGCACCCUCACAGCAUGAUGCUGCCAACACUGUGUUUCACUAUGAAGAUGUGAAUGUUUGUUGGUGUAUGUCAUAUAUCAACAUCAAAAACAAAACAAAAAUCAUCCAUAUGAUAUCUUGAUAUCAGGUUUUAAAACUAUUCCCUAUGUUCUUGAAAUAUUUCAGUCUAUGUCUUGUGUUCUUAAAAUAUUUCAGACUAAGCUCAAAUGUGCAAAACCACAAAUCAUAGAUUACACCAUUUAAGGUGUAAACAAAGAUAAUACAAGUGUAAAAAUGUUCAUAGAAACUAAGUACUCAGCAUAUAACAGCAACAACGUUAAUGAUAUUAAUUAUCAACUCAAAGUUUAUUGAAAGUAUAGUUGAAAGUUGGUUUCAAAGGUAAAGAUGACCUUAAGUACAAACAAAACUUAACAAAAAUGUAAUAAGUGAAUUUACCACAAUGUUGUUUUUGUGUUACUCUGAUAAAGUCUAUGUUUAAUUGUGUGUUGCUGUAGUUUUUAUAAGAACAAGCCUGAUUUCCAAGGCAUUUCCUACACUGUCUAAACUCAUUCAAUGGAACAACAGUGCCCCCUGGUGUCAGUACUCGAUUCUGAGGUCAACAGAAAUCAGUUUCUUUUAAAAAUAUGAAAAUUAAAUGCUAGACCACUGCACCUUAUUUGAAGGACUAAAUCUAACUGUACCAAUAGGCAGUAGUACUUUAUUGAGUAUGUAAGAAGGACACGGUCCUGUUUUGUUCAUUAUUGUUUAUUUUUUUAAUAGGAUCUUGAAAGGUUGAGUGCUGCUAAAAAAUUUGAAUUAUCAAAAAUAUGUAACGAAAAUAAUUUUUUUUAUUUCAAUAUAAUGAAUGAGGAUGGCUGUGUAGCUAAAGAAAAAAGAUAACUCAAAACUUGUGUUUUUUUGUUAAUUGUGGUAAGUUAUUGGACCUUAUUUAUUUUAAUUAAUGAUUAAUAAAAAUAAAAACUUGACAAAAUGUCUGUUUGUUUAUAUUCAUAUAAAAGUAUUUAAACUGUGAACAUAUUCAUCAUUUUUAUUACUAUGUAAUCAAAUUUAGAGCGUUAUUUAUUAGUGUUGCACCGAUGCCAUUUUUUGGGCCCGAUGCCGAUACCUGGCUGUGCAUUAUCGGCCCAUACCAAUGCCAUACUGAUGCCAUCUGAAAUUAAUGUGUGUGUGUAUAUAUAUGAAGAACUGCAUACUACUUGGAUGUAAAACAAUUGCCAUCAUGGCUUUGUCAAGCUGCUGCCUACCUUUGUGAAGCAGGAAAAAGACUAACACAAAGUGAAUCCAUUAGAACUUUUUAUUGCCUACCUGGAAUGGGUGACAAUAGUUGAAUAAACUUCUGGCCCUCAAAAUGCUUUCGGUGACCUAUUUGUCGGUACCCGCCUAAAAAAACUGAAUACAUAUGGUGACUUAAAUUCCAAUAAAAA
Molecule: messenger RNA, 5544 nt
Organism: Cyprinodon tularosa
Lineage: Eukaryota; Metazoa; Chordata; Actinopteri; Cyprinodontiformes; Cyprinodontidae
Gene: klb
Product: klotho beta
Exons: 6
Coding region: 305-3439 (1044 amino acids)
Biological process (GO): carbohydrate metabolic process; fibroblast growth factor receptor signaling pathway
Molecular function (GO): fibroblast growth factor receptor binding; hydrolase activity, hydrolyzing O-glycosyl compounds; fibroblast growth factor binding
Source: RefSeq, a predicted model, not a curated record